AUGGAGUCCCAAAUCGAUUCCCCGUGGAAGCUCAACGAAAAUAUUGGAGUAGAUACGCAAGUGAUUGAGUUGUAUGCAACCUGUGAAUUGGAACCACUAGAUGAUAGUCUAUCGAUGAAUCUUUCUAGGAUCAAAACGCUGAAAGUUAGCAUAUACUUUCCCUUGAGCAGAUUGAGACCCUCCACCAUAGAAAUGAAGAACACACUUAGAGAUGAGAUUUUGUGGCAACACCCAUUUCUUGUUUUCUUCACAUUGGUCUUGAGUUUUGUUAUAAUUGACCCAUUCCAAAUGGGUCCAACAGGGGGGCAUGAAUUCAAGCCUGUGAAGCAUGACAUUGCACCUUACAAGCAAGUCAUGGAGAACUGGCCUAGAGACAACAGGAGCAGGCUUGGGGAUGGGAAGUUGGAGUUCAAGGAUGAAGUUUUCGGCCCCGAAUCGUUGGAAUUUGAUCGAUUUGGUCGCGGUCCUUACACUGGAUUAGCCGAUGGACGGAUAGUCAGAUGGUUGGGAGAGAAUGUUGGGUGGGAAACAUUUGCACUAGUAACAGCUAAUUGGUCAGAGAAGUUAUGUGCAAGAGGUGUUCACUCCACCACACCUAAGCAAUGGAAGCAUGAGAAGCUCUGUGGUCGUCCGCUUGGCCUCAGAUUCGACAGCAACACCGGAGAUUUGUAUGUCGCUGACGCCUAUUACGGCCUUCUGGUUGUUGGUCCAGAAGGAGGGCUUGCAACACCAUUGGCAACUCAUGUGGAUGGGAAGCCAAUUCUCUUUGCAAAUGACCUUGACAUACACAACAAUGGCUCCAUCUUCUUUACAGACACCAGCAAGAGAUACGACAGAGUGAAUCAUUUCUUUAUACUGUUAGAAGGUGAAGCCACUGGUAGGCUUCUCAGAUAUGAUCCUCCAACUAAAACAACUCACAUUGUCUUGGAUGGCCUUGCUUUUGCAAAUGGAGUUCAGUUAUCAAAGGACCAAACCUUUCUCCUCUUCACUGAGACUACCAAUUGCAGGCUGAUGAAAUUCUGGCUGGAGGGUCCAAAGGCCGGGAACGUGGAACUUGUAGCAAACCUUCCAGGUUUUCCGGAUAAUGUCAGACUGAACGAAAAGGGGCAAUUCUGGGUAGCCAUUGAUUGCUGUCGAACUCCCGCACAGGAGAUCUUCGCGCACAAUCCAUGGAUAAGGAGCUUCUACUUCCGGUUGCCAAUCCAGAUGAGGUUCUUGGCGAGGGUGAUGGGGAUGAGAAUGUACACAGUGAUUUCUCUCUUCAAUGAAGAAGGAGACAUCUUGGAAGUCCUUGAGGACCCAAAGGGUGUGGUCAUGAAACUUGUGAGUGAAGUUAGGGAAACACAAGGGAAGCUCUGGAUUGGAACUGUGGCUCAUAACCACAUAGCUACCCUUUCUUACCCCUGAAGUUCAGUUGCAGUAGGAAUUUUUAUUGC
Messenger RNA from Tripterygium wilfordii, 1436 nucleotides. RefSeq names its product protein STRICTOSIDINE SYNTHASE-LIKE 13. Gene Ontology annotation, biological process: biosynthetic process. Lineage: Eukaryota; Viridiplantae; Streptophyta; Magnoliopsida; Celastrales; Celastraceae. The transcript is spliced from 7 exons. The record is from RefSeq and is a predicted model, not a curated record. Bases 1 to 1407 code for a protein of 468 amino acids. Gene Ontology annotation, molecular function: strictosidine synthase activity.